ACUUCUCCUAUAGUUGGUUGGAAAUCAUCAUAAUAGAGAAAGAAGGCAAGAGAAUGGAGGGGAUCCAGAUAUUUUUGAUUAUUCUGCUUGUGAUUCUUCUGAUUGUCUACUUUCUGAAACAGCAGUGGUCACGCCGACAUUUUCCACCUGGGCCUCUUGCGCUUCCUCUCAUUGGAAGCAUAUGGAAAUGUAACUUUGGAAUUGGAUAUAAUUUAGAUACACCAAUAAAGCUGGCAGAACAACAUGGAGACAUUUUUACUUUGUGGAUAGGACAUAUGCCAGUUGUGUUUUUGUCUGGAUUCGAAGCUGUGAAAGAAGUGUUGAUCGAUCAUUCGGAAGAAUUCUCAGAGCGGCCACAGACUCCGCUUCUUGUAACUGUAGGAAAAGGAAAAGGUAUUGCAUUUUCAAAUGGACACACCUGGGAGCAGCAGAGGCGGUUUGGCCUAGUUACACUGCGGAAACUGGGAGUGGGGAAAAAAAGCAUGGAGGGCCAAAUAGAAGAGGAAUCUCGACAGCUUGUAGAGGUUUUUGCACGUGAAAAAGGGCAGCCAUUUGAUCCUGCAUUGCCCAUCAUGAAUUCAGUCUCCAAUGUGAUAUGUGCCAUGACUUUUGGAUACCGGUUUCCCCUUGAAGAUGAAACUUUCAAGAAACUGAUUGAUGCCAUUACACAUUGUUUAAAAUUUACAGGAAGUCUCUUUUAUUUCCUAUAUGAAAUGUUCCCGUGGCUCAUGAAGCAUCUUCCAGGGCCUCACAAUGAGGCAUUUCGUGCCAUAGAGACGGUAUUUUCAUUAGCAAAGAAAGAAAUAGAUAAACAUAAGGAGCAAAAGUCCUUUCAGGAGUCACGGGAUUUCAUUGAUUUUUACCUGCUUGAAAUAGAGAAACAUCAGAGGAGGAAUGACCCUACUUCAACAUACGAUGAAGAGAAUCUGGUUCAGGAUAUCCGUGACUUGUUUUUUGCUGGAACAGAAGCAACUACAAUUUCUCUGAAAUGGGCAAUCCUCCUUCUGGCAAAUCAUCCAGAUAUUCAAGAUAAAGUCUACAAGGAAAUAGAAGAUGUUUUGAGUUCCUCUUUUUUCUGCUAUCAAGAUCUAAAGAAGCUCCCAUAUACAAAUGCUGUGCUUCAUGAGAUCGUGCGUUCAAAAUAUCCCUCCCUAUUUGGAGUCCCAAGACAAACUGCCACAGAUGUGAAGAUAAGAGGUUUUCUCAUCCCUAAGGGGACAACCAUUAUUCCAGAUGUACGCUCUGCUCUUCUUGAUUCUAAGUACUGGGAGUCUCCUAAAGAGUUCAAUCCAAAACAUUUUUUGGACCAGGAUGGAUAUUUUGUUGCUAGAGAAGAGUAUCUGGCAUUUGGUGCAGGGGCUCGGGUGUGUUUGGGGGAGCAUCUGGCGAGGAUGGAGUUCUUCAUCGUCUUGGUCAACCUGCUGAGGGCCUUCCAUUUCCAGCUGCCUCCAGGAGUCAAAGAACUCAAUGAAGAUCCUGAAGUAGGAUUCAUAACACCACCCCAUCCUUAUAAAGUGUGUGCUGUUCCUCGCUGUAGUUCAUCACAAAACAUACAAAAAUAAUUACAACGGUAUAUACUUUAUUG
Anolis sagrei ordinatus is the source of this 1585-nucleotide messenger RNA. The record is from RefSeq and is a predicted model, not a curated record. NCBI's taxonomy places the organism in Eukaryota, Metazoa, Chordata, Lepidosauria, Squamata, Anolidae.